Molecule: messenger RNA, 5053 nt
Organism: Dunckerocampus dactyliophorus (ringed pipefish)
Lineage: Eukaryota; Metazoa; Chordata; Actinopteri; Syngnathiformes; Syngnathidae
Gene: abtb3b
Product: BTB (POZ) domain containing 11b
Exons: 17
Coding region: 155-3181 (1008 amino acids)
Molecular function (GO): protein heterodimerization activity
Source: RefSeq, a predicted model, not a curated record
ACGGCUGGUGCACUGAGCUGGUACUCUUAACUUUAUAACACAUCAGUGGUAACAGUUCACGUAUAUAGUCUAAAUCAUUGCAUUUCCCGUGCAUGGAGCGCGCGUAUCCACACCCAGACAUUUUCACUUUCCCUUUUCGCUAUGAAGCACAGUUAUGGCAAGGAGUAGCAAGUCAGCAGCAGCGAGGACCCUGGAGGAUUUGACUCUGGACUCGGGUUAUGGUGGAGCUGCGGACUCCUUCAGGUCUUCCAGUGCGUCGCUGUGCUGCUCGGAGGCGCAUGGGGGGAACUGCUGGCAACUAACGGACUCCAUGCACAGCCGAAACAACAGCCUGGACACUGUCAACACGGUCCUGGUCGAAGACGCCGAGAUCCUGGAGUGCACCGGGCAGUGCGCUAAACUACUGGAGCUUGAGGAUGUGCCGUGGAGCCUCGGGGAGGUGGCGAGAGCCCUGAGCAGGGACGAGGGCAUGAGCGUGCCGAGCCCACCACAGGACGUCCUGCUCCGGCUCUCUGUGCUGGCCAGCCGGGCCCUCGUUAGGGUCGCCAAGGAGGCGCAGCGCUUGAGUUUGCGCUACGCCAAAUGCACCAAAUACGAGAUCCAAAGUGCCAUAAAGAUGGUCUUGUCGUGGGCCGUCUCCGUGAACUGUAUCGGCGCUGCCCUCGGCGCCUUGUCCCUCUACAACAUGACGACGGAGGAGGACAAGUUCGGCCGCGGCAAGUCGGUGCGCUGCGGGCUCGUCUUCAACGUGGGCAAAUUCUUCAGGUGGAUGGUCGACGGCAGGAUCGCGGUCAGGAUCCACGAACACGCCGCUAUCUACCUGGCCGCCUGCAUGGAGAGCCUCUUCCGCGAGAUACACGCGCGGGUGCUCCGCAGUGCGCUGCUCGAGAGGGACAACGGCAUCCCCAAGUUGAGUGUGGAGAGCCUGGAGCAGGCCGUCGGCAGUGAUGCUGAGCUGUGGGGGUCACUGCAGCCCUGGCAACACCUGAUCUGCGGAAAGAAUGCAAGCGGUGUUCUUUGCUUACCAGAGGGUCUGACUCCGCAGCAGCGAGCGGGAAAGAGUGGCGAGGGAAACGCCUACAGCCAGUCUGAACUGCGCUCCAUUGAACAGUGUUUACUGGCCACACGAGUGGGCAGCAUCUCUGAACUCAGUGAUAUGGUGUCCAGGGCAAUGCACUAUCUGCAGCCUCUGUACACCAAAAACCACAGCAAUGGGACACCCAUCCACCAGAAGAGCGCAGCGAUACACUGGGCCCCCGAGGCCAUCUACACACUGUGUUACUUCAUGCACUGCCCCCAGAUGGAGUGGGAGAACCCGAAUGUGGAGCCAUCGAAAGUUACCUUACAAACUGAGAGGCCGUUCAUGGUGCUGCCGCCGCUGAUGGAGUGGGUGCGCGUGUCUGUUGUUCAUACUGAGCACAGGCGGAGCUUCUCUGUGGACAGCGAUGAUGUUCGGCAGGCUGCCAGACUGCUGCUGCCUGGAGUGGACUGCGAGCCCCGCCAGCUCCGAACGGAUGACUGCUUCUGCGCCUCAAGGAAGCUGGAUGCUGCCUCUACGGAGGCAAAGUUCCUGCAGAACUUGGGCUUCCAUAUGCUCAGCUGUGGACGCACAGACCUGGUGAAGCAGGCUGUCAACCUGCUGGGGCCGGAUGGUGUCAACAGCAUGAGUGAGCAGGGGAUGACCCCACUCAUGUAUGCUUGUGUCCGUGGAGACGAGGCCAUGGUGCAGAUGUUGCUGGAUGCUGGAGCUGAUAUAAACAACGAGGUGCCAAACUCGGUGCACAAGCACCACUCAGUCUUUCCCGAAACGCGCCAGGCGACGCCCCUCACUUUUGCUGUGUCACACGGACAUGUGCCUGUGGUGCAGCUGCUGCUGGAUGCCAAAGCCAAUGUGGAGGGAUCACUGCAAGACGGCAUGGAGAACUACACUGAGACCCCGCUGCAGCUGGCUGCUGCUGCAGGUAACUUUGAACUGGUGAGCCUGCUGCUGGAGCGGGGGGCCGACCCCAUGGUGGGAACCAUGUACCGCAAUGGAAUAUCCACCGCGCCACAGGGAGACAUGAACUCUUACAGCCUGGCAGCUGCACACGGCCACAGAAAUGUCUUUCGUAAGCUGCUGUCUCACACAGAAAAGGGGAAAGGGGACGUCUUAUCCCUAGAAGAGAUUCUGGCAGAAGGCUCGGAGCUGGAGGGGAGAAGCUCAUCUGAGACGGACCUGAUCAGAACAGGGAAGGCCAAACUGAAAGCUCUCAAGGAAGCCAUGUAUCACAGUUCAGAACACGGGCAUGUCGACAUCACCAUCGACAUACGGAGCCUCGGGGUGCCGUGGACGUUGCACACUUGGCUGGAGUCGCUGCGCACUUGUUUCUACCAGCACCGCCGACCGCUCAUCCAGGGUCUUCUCAAAGAAUUCAGCUGCAUUGAAGAGGAAGAGUACACGGAGGAGCUUAUCACACACGGCCUGCCUCUCAUGUUCCAGAUCCUCAGAGCCAGCAAGAAUGAAGUGAUCAGCCAGCAGCUGUCAGCAAUCUUCACGCAGUGUUACGGGCCCUAUCCCAUCCCCAAACUGGCAGAGCUCAAGCGCAAGCAGUCGUCACGGCUCGAUCCUCACUUCCUCAACAAUAAAGAGAUGUCAGAUGUGACCUUUCUGGUGGAGGGGAAACCUUUUUAUGCCCAUAAAGUCCUGCUCUUCACAGCCUCCAACAGGUUCAAAACUCUUCUAGCAAACCGGCCUUGUGGUGAAAACACCUGCAUUGAAAUAAGCCAUGUGAAAUACCACAUCUUUCAGCUGGUGAUGCAGUAUCUCUACUUCGGGGGAACAGAAGCGCUCCACAUUAGGAACCCUGAUGUUAUGGAGCUUCUGUCCGCAUCCAAGUUCUUCCAGUUGGAGGCAUUGCAGAGGCACUGUGAGAUUAUCUGCUCAAAGAACAUCAACACAGAGACUUGCGUGGAGGUCUACAACCACACCAAGUUUCUGGACGCUCCCGACUUGGCGUCCUACAUUGAGGGCUACUUCCUAAAGAACAUGGUCAUGCUCAUAGAACUCGAGCCUUUCAAACAGCUGCUGUACGACGUACCCCCGGAUAGCCCGAGCUGUGACAUCCUGCAGAGCCUGGAAAAAACUCUGGCUGUCCGCAUCCAGUCCAUCCACCUGUCCUCCUCCAAGGGAUCCAUCGUCUAAACUGACGGAUACGGUGGAAUGGAGGAUCUUUGCAAUAAAAAACUGGAAGAAAUGAAUGGGCUGUGAAACGUAUGUCGUCCUUGUUGGUCCAUCAGUGACAGCCAUCAAAUAGCUAUACUUUACAAUAACACAUUACUGUUUCUCGUCUAAUCGCUGAUAUGCACUCCUUAUCAGAAUUUUAAGACCAGUUGAAAAACUGCAAGAAUUUACAUUUUGCACUGUUGGAUCUGAAGGAGGUUCUAAGUAGAGCUUCAAAAUGCUAAAAGAACAAAUGGAAGUGAGACAAAAAAGUGUUUGAGUGAGCAAUUUACCACAAACAACCAGUAAAGUGAAAUAGGCUGUUCUUCAUCUGAUCGUAACUUUAAGACCAUAGCUAAAAAAAAACCCAAAAUCCCCAAAGUCUGUCUGGAAUUGAUGUCCAUUUUUGUAAAAUUCUCUUACCAUCCAUCCCCAAAUGUUCUUGAACUGCAGCGUUGUCCUGUUGAAAAGCCAGCCAUUACCACAGAGACGAGGGCCUUCAGUCAUGAGGGAUGACCCCUGUAACAUUUCCACAUAGCCAGCUGCUAUUUGACGCCCCUGCACAACCUGAAGCUCCAUUGUUCCAUUGAAAGAAAAAGCAGCCCAGAUCAUGAAGGCACCCCCUCCACUGUGCCGGGUGGAAAACAUGUCAAGGUGGGAUCUCCUUGUCAUGCCAGGACCGUCAUCAGAGAAUACAAAUGUCUUCCACCUUUCAAUGUCCCAUGUUUGGUGAUCUUGUGCAAAUCCCAAAACGGGCAAUUUUGUGGCGUUGAAGGAGACGAGGCCUUUGAAGACGUUUUUUGUUCUGAAAACCCUUCUCUCGUAGAUGUCAUCUGAUGGUUAUUGGACUGCACUCGGGACCAGUAACAACCUGCAUUUGGGCCGAGGAUAGUCCUGUGUCUUGAUGAACAGCCAAUCGUAUCCUCCAGCUCAGGGCCGGUGACAUUUUUUUGGGUCUACCACUUGACUUUUUUGUUUCAUGACCCCCAGAAUGUUUGCAGAAGUUUAAAUUGCUUACUCAAAAAUUGUUUUGCCUCACACCCAUGUCUUCUUUUUGCAUUUUGAAGUUCUACUUAGAACCUCCUUAAGAUCCAACAGUGCAAAACAUAAAUUCUUGCAAUUUUUCAACUGGCCUUAACAUUUUCAUCAGGAGUUUACUGUGUUUCAUACAUGCGAUGAAACAUUUAACAAGCUUUUUCUAAACAGAUAACCCACUGAUGAUCCUUCCCAGGCUGCGAGGAGGAGUCGUUGAUGUCCAAUGUUGUGAUUACUGCAAACAUCAUCAUUGUCGCUUCGGAGAAUUACUCUUUAAAGCCAAAUAACAGACCUGUAACCUGGCGAGUGGCGCCCAUCAUGUUUUAUGUGGAAAAGUAGAGCUUUGGUUUCUUCACUGCUGUGUAAAUAUUGUUGAUAAAAAAACAGAGCUAUCAAUAAUGUAAGUCACUGUACAUAACAGAUGUUUUCUCAUGUGUCUUACCGUUGCUGUAAAAGCUAAUGUGUAAGUGUUGCAUGUCAAAGGGAAAGUGAGUGUAGGAUUCUAUUAAGCAGCUGCUUUUGCUUUGUCUAAGAGUGAUUAUUGAGUGCAAAUUGAUUUGUCAUCAGCAUGGGUCACUAAAUGUGUAACACUCCAACGGUGUUGUCAUUCCAUGUGAGAGGCUCGAGGUGUGUUCAGUCCUCCGACGGAGAUGCUGUCAGCCGUGUUCCAGGAAUUGUGAAACUACAUGCCGUGUAUGUGUGUGACUUGUUAUCUUCCCCCCAUAAAGAGUAUUAUUAAUGUACUCUACUGUCUCUGCCUCCGAGUAGAAAAGGAAAAGCAACACUUUUAGUCCGAUUGAUGUUACAUUUUGGUUAUCA